GAUUAAUCUUCUUGGUGGGUUUCAUACGGGGUACCCCAUAACAUUAUUUUUUGGCCAUCGACCGACAAAGGAUCCAAACUCUGCCAUUAAUGAAGGCGACAACCUCUUUGAUUCUCCAUUGAUCUUGCAGAUACAUGUCCCUCUAUCUCACUCAAUACCCUCACUCUUUCACUCAAUAUACUACUAUUUCUGUCUGCAGGAACAGUGAACCUUUCAGCCUCUUAUAUUACAUAAACAUCCUCUCUCAACACCCCCACUUCGCACCCUAUAUCCUUUCCUCUCUAUUGCUUUCUUUCCCACACUACUUGCUCCAUACUCAUUCUAGGAACCACUGCAACUACCUUCUACACCCUCUUAUGGCCAUGAAUUUCCAUCCCAAUACUUCUCUUCACCUAAGCCAAUCGGACGAUGAGAUCAAUCACCUCAAUCUAGAUCUUCUUCUUGAGCCAUCUUCUUCUUCUUCAUCUUCUCCCUCACCUAUAAGUCCCAUUGAGCCCCGGAUAUUCUCAUGCAACUAUUGCCAGAGAAAAUUUUAUAGCUCUCAAGCGCUAGGGGGUCACCAAAAUGCUCACAAGCUUGAGAGGACUCUAGCCAAGAAAAGCAGGGAAAUGAGUUCAACCAUGCAGUCUUACGGAGCACCGGAGCAAAGAUCAAACUUCAGUCCUUCACACCAUCUUGGUCGUGCUCUUGGGGUUAACGUUGUGGAUAACCAAGGACAAAGUUAUGUGAGGCUCGCCGGAAGAAAAGAAUACAGCUUUGGAACCAAGGAAGGGGUGGCUUCCUGGUCAAGGGGUUAUGCUUCUGAGCAUGUUCAGGAGGAUAUUGGCCAACUUGACUUGUCGUUGAGGCUUUGAAAUUUUAAUAUGCUUCUGUGACUAUGAGUGAUAAGAUGAAUAUUAUGAACCAUUCUGAAUUAAUUUCUGAUUAUGAAUGUAGCAAAUUAAACAAUGCCCCAGUUAUACGCGGAGCUAGCUAAGAGGGGCUAUCUAGUUAGGGGUCUGUGGGGGAAUCAAUCGUGUGUAACAAUUUGAAGUGACACUUUUUAGAAGAUCAGGACGUGCCAGUGCCAUUUUUUUCUUUACAAGGUAAAGGAAGCUUUAUUUCAGGUUACAUAGGUUACUAUAUUGGUGACUGUGGCUAUCUUUAUGGUUUACUUUUGUACGUUUUUUGUACUGUAAGAAUGCCAGUAUAUCUAUUAUUCAAAUUUCACAUUUUUUUAACAUUAAAAUAAGUUUGAUAAAGAAAAACGGACCAAUGCAUCGUCAAAUUCAAAUACUGCUGCACCAGACUAGCAGUGUAACUAAUUAUCAGAAACCAUGCUACGAUUUUCCAUGGUCUAAAAUUCCAUGCAAUGUUU
This is a messenger RNA of Vigna radiata var. radiata (mung bean), 1357 nucleotides long. Its product is annotated as zinc finger protein 3. The record is from RefSeq and is a predicted model, not a curated record. Bases 135 to 854 code for a protein of 239 amino acids. Lineage: Eukaryota; Viridiplantae; Streptophyta; Magnoliopsida; Fabales; Fabaceae. Gene Ontology annotation, biological process: negative regulation of abscisic acid-activated signaling pathway. The transcript has a single exon.